AUGUUCUGUCCAAUCAGAGCGGGUCGAACGCUGGUGGGAUGGGUCUCGUGGGCUGGCACCGCAGAACCUACGGAUCUGGUCUUCGUUAUGUUCAGUCAGUGUCGGGUGGAGUCUACAUCCCAUCGCAGCUCUGCGGGGAAGGAGGAGGACUGUUUUUUUAUUAGUUUCUCAUUGAGUAUUUGUUAUCGCCGAGGCAUCGAAAUACUCUAUUAAAAUGACGACAACAACCACCUAUAAAGGAAUGGAACCUGGUUCUAAAAGCAGUUCCAGGGUACUACGACCGCCGGGCGGAACCUCCAGCAUCUCCUUCGGCACGGACGACAACUCAACCCCCCGCAAGGACAAGAUGGCCUCCAACAUCUUUGCAGAACCUGAGGACCCCCAUGCUCAUCGGAGGAACAAUCCACCCACUGGGGCAGCCGCAGGAACCAUCUGUGGGGAGCCCUCAGCUCCACUUAGACGAUGCCAGCAGCCUCUUCUCUUCCCCAAGAACCCUGAACCGGAACUGACCACCAUCCACAAUUCGGGGGCAGCCUUGGUCUGGAACCAGAGACGAGAGGUUGUGAAUGGCCAACAACCAGCAAAUGAUGAGUGUCCUGACAAUGCGGAGGUGGAGCAAGAGGAGCCAGAGCAGCACAAGGAGACCACAGAGCCCGCUGCCCCGUCGGGAGGUGCCAACGCUGCCGCCGGCGGCCGGAGAAACCCACCUGGUGGCAAGUCCAGCCUCAUCCUGGGUUGAAACCACUUGCUGUUGUUUUUCAUUCGAACGCUUUUUUUUUUUUUUUUUUUUUAAAGAUAAAUACCCCCCCACCACUCUCUUCUUCCUCCUCAUCAACUUGUCACCUUCUUCCCUUCUUCACAUGCACUCACGCUGUCACGUCCAUGGGCCCCUGUGUCCUCUCCCUCCACCCUCAAACCUUUUGUUUUGAUCCUUUUUUCUAUUAAAAGAAGAAAACUGUUGACAAAAGCACUUUAUGUAUCGCUCUCCCCCUCUUCCAUUUCAGGCCAUCCUGUAGUGCAUCGCGCCUGCUGGAAAAGGCAUGACGUUUAGCUUGUCCUUCAUUUUUCCCUGUUGUAAAUGGUAAAGGAAAAAAUAAUAAAAAAGAUUUGAUGCGUGGAUUUCUAAAUACAAUAAAGAUUGAUAUGAAUUU
Molecule: messenger RNA, 1151 nt
Organism: Sander lucioperca (pikeperch)
Lineage: Eukaryota; Metazoa; Chordata; Actinopteri; Perciformes; Percidae
Product: jupiter microtubule associated homolog 1
Exons: 5
Coding region: 215-739 (174 amino acids)
Cellular component (GO): nucleus
Source: RefSeq, a predicted model, not a curated record